Molecule: messenger RNA, 423 nt
Organism: Penicillium canescens
Lineage: Eukaryota; Fungi; Ascomycota; Eurotiomycetes; Eurotiales; Aspergillaceae
Exons: 1
Coding region: 1-423 (140 amino acids)
Source: RefSeq, a predicted model, not a curated record
AUGUCCUACACUAUCCGUCUCCGUAUCGAGAACAGCACCUCGGACGCCCUCACAGUUGUCGAAAAAACCUGCUGGUACUAUGCCAAUGGAUGCACCUGGACCGAGAACGACGGCCAGCAUGUGCUGUUCAUGGGAGGCAGCGGUACCUCUGGAAUGCUUCGCUUUAAAUCCUCCUCCGGCGAAAUAUUCACCACCGUCGUGGGCAUCCACAAUUACAAACCGUGGUGUGGUUUGCUGUGGGGCCUGGGGGAGCAGGAUACGGCACUGAAGCUGCAUCCGGAAUUCUACAGCGGGGGCAAGUAUUCGCACGCGGCGCCUGAAGGGUGUUACAGCCCCGCGACGCAUGCUACAAGGGCUUCGAUUACUUUCGAGAGGGAGGAUCAAAACGAGGUUUUUGCUGCUUUGAAAUACUAUCCAUCCUAG